CAUUCCCGAAGUGUUUCCGUCCCGAGCGUCCACACACUGGAGUCAAAGGCCGCUCGAAAACCGCUCGAAUGGGUUGGCGGAGAGGAUUAAACCGAAACAAAAUAUGAUCUUUUGAUGGUUUACCUUCACCCAAGCAAGUCUAACGUUGUACAAAUGGACUGUUGAAGGUUUGUACUUGGUGGUGAAGAUGAAAUUGCCACGCUGUAUUCGAGUUUUCGUGGAUAUUUGAGUCUUUUUUUUCUUCAGUCGUCUUGUUUGUUGGUCUACACGGUUUUAACAAGCUAGCGCUAGCCUCGAUUCUAGUGAGCUGCUUUUUAGCUGCGAUGGUCUUUGCAAGUAUAUGCGGAUGUCUUUGGGCCAGUCUACUCUGAACCGACGGCAACAAAUGGGAACAUCCAGCAUCGGCCGAAAACAUCGUGGCAAAGAAUAAACAUUAAAGAUUCAGAAAACUAUUUGAUUCUGUGGAAAUUCAGACAGAGGAUUCUGUGGACUCCAGAGCAGCAGGUUGUUUUUCUAGUUGGAUUUUAGCCCACUGACAUUCUCCCACAGCCAUGGAAUCGAAAUGGUGAUCGUGACCUAAUGCUCAGUUCACCUGUGCCCCAGUUGGCACUAUAGUCUCCAACUUUCCAGUGCUGUGCCUCACGUAGCCAACUGGGCUGAGCUGCAGAGAAAUGAGGUCCUGCAUAGCAUUGGAAAAAAAGCACAGCACCUGUCACAGAGGCCUGAGGGGGACAGAGGUGAUAGCGGUAUACCAGCAAGCUCCGCUUACAGGAAAACAGCAAGCCUGCUCCCCCAGAUGGAGGUUCAUAUGUUAAGAGCAGUGACUCAAUAUAUGCACAGAUGCAGUUGCUUCAAUGACAGCCUCAAUGCACCCCUUGUCCUCUGAACUGCCCCACCACAGUGGACCCCUUUGCCGCUACUCCUCUGCUGACGGUUGAUGACGAUGCAAUGGCAGCGUGAAUGAAGCUUGGCGUGGGGAGAGCUGAACGAUGCCCAAAGGUGGGGGUUCUAAAACCCCCCAGCUGGACCACUUCCCACUCAACACCGACAUGGUGGAAAAGCAGGGUGGGAAGAAGGAUAAAGUGUUGUCAAACAAGACUCCCAAAUUGGAUCGCAGUGAUGGGGUCAAAGAGAUGAAAGAAAAGGCCCCUAAAAGGAAGCUGCCCUUCACUGCUGGAGCUAAUGGAGACCAGAAAGAUUCUGAUUCAGAGAAACCAGGUCCAGAGCGGAAGCGCAUUAAAAAGGAGCCCACCAACACCCGGAAGGCGGGCUUGCCGUUUGGAAUGGGGAUGCCAGGGAUCCGGGCCGGGUACCCCCUCUCUGAGCGGCAGCAGGUGGCCUUGCUCAUGCAAAUGACAGCUGAGGAGUCCGUCAACAGUCCAGACACAACACCAAAGCACCAGUCACAGUCCAGUCUGGGUCAGAAGGGAACGCCAAACUCUGCAUCUAAAACCAAAGACAAAGUGAAUAAACGAAAUGAGAGAGGAGAGACUCGGCUGCACAGAGCAGCAAUCCGUGGAGAGGUACGCCGCAUCAAGGAGCUCAUCAGCGAGGGAGCUGAUGUGAAUGUAAAAGACUUUGCAGGCUGGACUGCAUUGCAUGAGGCGUGCAACAGGGGGUACUAUGAUGUGGCCAAGCAGCUGCUGGCAGCCGGAGCAGAGGUCAACACCAAGGGUCUGGAUGAUGACACUCCUCUACAUGAUGCAUCCAACAAUGGACAUUUCAAGGUGGUUAAGCUACUUUUACGGUAUGGAGGGGACCCACGUCAAAGCAACAGAAGAGGUGAAACACCUUUGAAGGUUGCCAACUCUCCAACUAUGCUGAAUCUGUUGCUGGGGAAAGGCACUUACACCUCAAGUGAAGAAAGUUCAUCAGAAUCUUCAGAAGAGGAAGAUGCCCCUUCAUUUGCCCCAUCCAGCUCUGUCGAUGGCAAUAACACAGACUCAGAGUUUGAGAAGGGCCUGAAGUUGAAAGGGAAAACAGCAGACCCUCCUAAAUCUGCAGUCACACCCGUCAAAGAUGAAUACGAAUUUGAUGAGGAUGAUGAGGAGGAACGUGUCCCCCCUGUGGACGACAAGCACCUCUUGAAAAAAGACUUCCGCAAGGACUCGAUCAGCAAGCCCAACAGCUUCAUCUCCAUACCCAAGAUGGAGGUCAAAACCUAUUCCAAAAGCAACUCGCUCACACCAAAGAAAACUGUCAGGCGGAUCAUCUCUGACAGUAACAGUUCAGACGAGGAUGAUAGGACGUUGUGUUUCACGCCAGCGCCUACGCCACGGCAACAGGCCCAGCAAACAAAUACCAAGACUAGAGACUCUGGCAGCCUGAGCCUUAAACAACAGAAAGACAAGAAUAAAGUCAAAAAGAAGCGGAAGAAGGAGAGUAAAAACAACGUCAGUAAAGAAGUCAGAUUUGGUAAAGUAAAUGACAAAUUUUGUACAUCUGACUCUGAUUGUGCAGAUUUGGAGAGUGAGGAUGAUAAGGGCUCAAAUAGUAUAAAGGACUCUUCUGCAACGAGCCUGAAAGAAUCCCCUGGCUUUAACGCAUCCUCCUCCUCCUCCUCCUCCCAUGGAAACUUGAACUGUCAGAAACAAACACCAUCAUUAGCAGAACAGCACCCAAAGCAGUGGAGGACAGAUGGCUGGAAGACAGUGUCAUCUCCGACAUGGUCAGAUGUCAGUUCUCUCUCAGAUUCCGUCAGAACAAGACUGUCCAGUGAGUCUGACUACUCCUCUGCUGAUUCCAGUGUAGAGUCAAUAAAACAAGUGAAGAGGAAAGCGCAGGAGAACAAAAAGAAGAAUAACAAUGUGCACAGUAACACAGUAGACAAGAAAAACUCUGAGCUCUACAAAAACUCCAAUGCAGACAGUACGGCCUCUAAAACCGAUGUAGAUGGCAAAGUGCUGAAAAAGCAUAAAGUGAAGCACAAGCACAAAAAUAAGGAAAAGGACAAAGCUCCAAGUCUAGUGCUUAAUCAAGACAUGAACGAGAAAUUUGUCAAGAGCUAUUCUUUUGAUUUUGACGAUUCAAGGCAAAAGUCCUUAAUUGUUGAAUCAGAAUCCCCAUCUGAGAGCAAAGUCAAGUUAUCUAAACACGAAAAAGACCAUUCAAAAAAGGAGGAUAGGCUGUCAAAAAGCAAGUCUGAAGAUAAGGAGUGGUCAUCUAGCAAAGACUUGCAUAGAACAGUGAAAGAGGAGAAAAAUAAGAAAACAAAGGACUCCACCAAGGACAAGACAAAUAAGGAAGAGAGGGAAAAGCCUGUAAAAUCUGACAAGGAUAGAAAUGUCAAGGAGAAGGAGAAGCCCAAGGAGGAUAAACAAAAAGCUCACAAAGAGGAGAAGAAGAAAAAGUCCAAGGAAAAGUCCUCCUCAAAGGCAGACAGGAAAAGUGAGCAGAAAGAGGAAAAACAUCUAAAGGUGGACAAGGAGAAAAACACCAAGGAGGAAAAGGAGAAAUGUAAAAAGGACAAAGCACAGAAGGAAGAGUCAGAGUAUGAAAGCUAUGACGUUAACAACCGUUUCCUCAACCUGGAGGACACAAAGCUCAGUGCCUCAGAUGACCAUCAUGACAGGUGGGGCUCAGAGAUGUCCUCUGACUCCUCCCUCUAUGGAGAUGACAGCUGGGACGCACCUGUCAAAGAGUACAAGGAAUACAAAGCCAACAACGCUGUUAAACUAAUUGUUGAAACUGUUAAGGAAGAGACGAGGAGGAAAGAAAACAAAGUCAAGGACAAGAAAUCAGACCAUAACGAGAAAAGAUCAGAGAAAGAAGCCACAUCUAAGAAGAAAGACAAAGACUCCUCGGAAAAGACAAAUGAAAAGAAAAAAGACUGGUCAGAAAAACAAAAAUUAAACUCUAGUCACUCAGUUGAAAAAGAGAAGAAGCGGAAGGAGUCCACAGAUGUAGUCAAAGACAAAAAGGAGAAGGAUUCUCUGGACAUUAGUCGAGACCGCAAAGACUCAUAUGAGUUCAUGAAGGAAAGAAAGGACAUAAAAAUCAAGCAAGAAUCUAUAAGAGACGACAAUGAUACUUUCUUCAAAGACAUUGAUGCUGUCAGUAAAUCAUGUGAUAUCAGAGAAAGAAACCACUCUGGAAAGGAGAAAGAAAAGAAGGGUGAGGGAGUGGAAAAGCGAGAGAAGACAAAAGCUGAUAAGCACAAGGAGAAAACAAAAGACAGAGGAGCUGAUCAGGAGAAGGAGAAGAGUGAGAAAAGCUCCAUAGAAAAAGCUGUCAAGGAAAAGGAUGCAGACCGUAGCACCAAAGACAAGAAGGAGGGGGCCAAAGACAAACAUAAAGAGUCUCAUGGCAAAGACAAAGAUCGAAAGAUGUCAUCGGAACAGACCAAGGACAAGAAAGAAAAGGCUUCUCAAGACAAACAUGCUGAGAGGGAGAAGGAUUACAUCGAGGUAAAGAAAGAGGAAAGAAAACCUGAGAAAAUUCGAGAGAAAACGUGGUACAAGAUAGCUGACAUUUUCACUGAUGAAAGUGAUGAUGAUGAGGACAGCUACAAUGGUGGGGUUGUGUCUGACUCCAUCAGAAAAGACUCAACACCUGAUCAGGAUGAGCUGGAUCACUUCCCUUCAGAAAAAGUUCGGAAAUCUUCUGCGGAGGCUAAACAUAAUAUCGAAAAGGCGAAAGAAAAAGAACACAAAGAGAAGAAGAAAGAAAAGGCCACAUUUGACACAGGUAAAGAAAGGAAAGGCUCCCUAGAGAAACACAACAAAGACAAGAAAGACUCUGUGGAUGCAAAACAUAAGGAAAGAAAAGACAGAAUGUCAGUGGACUCAAACCAAGAGAAGAAAAAUAAGCAGAAGCUGUUGGAUAAAAGGGAUACCAGUGAGGAAAAGACAAAGAGCAAAUAUAAAGACAAGCUGGACCAUUCUAAGGAAAGGAAACCUUCAAAAGGCAGCGGUGAGAAUGAAAAGUCCCUCUUAGAAAAAUUGGAGGAGGAAGCUAUGAAUGACUACAAGGAUGACUCUAAUGACAAGAACAGUGAAAUCUCUUCGGACAGCUUCACUGACCGAGGUCAUGACCCAGUCCUCACUAGUUACUAUGACUCCAUCAGCCUGACAGAUGUGUCUGAGGACAGGAGAGACUCCCUGUCUAUAUCUACACCCCAGGAUAAGUUCAGAGAGAAAGAGAGGCAUCGACAUUCCUCCUCUUCUUCGUCCAAGAAAAGUCACGACAAGGAGAAAGAAAAGGUCAAGAAGGACAAAGGAGAGAAACGUGACAAGACAGAGGAGAUCAGAGAAUCUUACAGUCGCAGAGAGAGUUUACCUUUUGAGAAAGAGCCCAUGCCUCUAGAGGCAGACCCUUACACAUUCCCAUAUGGAGGUAAGGGAGAUGGUGAAGACGACUUUGAUAAAACAUUGGAAUUUGAAAAAGAGAUGUCCAAAAAGGACAAAGCAACUGGUGUCAUCAGUGACAGGAUGAAGGACAAAAAGAAAAAAGAGAAACACAAGGAAAAAAUUAAGGAGGAGAAGAAUAAAUACAUGGAUGGCUUUGGGUCAUUUAAACACUCCAAAGAGGAUGUGAAGUCAGGGUUGAAAGAUGGGCCCCAGGUAACUGUUCUGAAAGACAGAUCAAAAGAAGAAAGUCCCAAAUUUGAUAUGAAAAAAGACCGAAAUCGGGAUACGCUGGACAAAGACAACAGAAUGGACCACAGUAAAUCAAAGGCUAAGGAUGAAAAUGAAAAGCUCACUCAGUCCAAAGACACGGUGCGGAAAGAUAAUCGUCCACGUGAAAAACUGUUGGUGGAUGGUGAUUAUCAAAUUACAAGUUUUGGUCAGAUGCUGAGUCUAAAAGACCAGGAGAUUGAAGAGCGCCACAAGAGACAUAAAGAAAGGAUGAAGCAGAUGGAAAAGCUGAGACCCAAGUCAGGGGAUCCUAAACUCAAGGACAAAACUAAGUCCACAGAGGAAGUCCGGAAAAAUCGCAGUGAGCUUUCAUCAAAGAAAUCCAACAGCCUGGAGUCUGGUCUUAAAGAGAAGAAGCUGAAGGAUGUGGGUCUCCCGGCCCAAAUGAUGUCCCCUAGCAGGAAGUUCCAGCCUACUGACAGUCAAAACUCAAAGGACUGGCUGGCUGGACACCAAAUGAAGGAGAACCUUCCUGCUUCUCCUAGACCAGAUCAGAACAGGCCAACUGGUGUCCCCACACCAACAUCUGUCAUCUCCUGUCCAAGCUAUGAAGAAGUAAUGCAGACUCCACGGACCCCAUCUUGUAGUGCAGAAGAUUACCCUGACAUCAUGCUGGAUGGUCUGGACUGCCAGAAUUCAUCAGCUAUGACUAUGUCUAUGAACGCUUGCUCCCCAUCCUUCUUUGAAAGCAGGUACUCUAACUCCCAGGGUUUCCAGGAGGGCACCUGCCCUACCCCUGCAAAGAAUCUCCAGCUGCCACUUGUCAGCCGUUCUGCAUCCUCUGAUGUCCGCAGGCCUCUGGAGGAUGAGUUCAAAGCUGAAGCUGACAAGUUCCUUCGACAGCAGAGUGAUCCAGCUGCUGAAUUUGAUCCAGCUUCCUCCCAAACUCUAGAAGAGAAAUCAGCAUCUGUGGAUAGGCUGGAGUGUCUGCCAUCACCCUAUUUCUCCCCGAUAAGAAUGUUGUCCCCUCGGCGGGAACCAACUCAUCCAACGCCAGACGUGGCAGCACCAACUCUUGCUGGCACAGAGAGUAAUGAGCACCUUCCUGACAGUGUGUACAACAGUUUCUUGCCCAAACCUUCUACACCAGUUCACAGGCCAGACCCCCAAGAACCCUGCUUCGACAUUGCUGCACCACCAACCCCAGCUCCUGCUGCUUUGCCACCGCUGGAUAUCGAUGACAUCUCUGAGCCUCACCACAGUGAGCCUAACCUGGUCCUGUCAGAUCUACCUUCUGUCACAGAGGAACAGGAACAGGAACAGGAAGAAGAGGAUGAAGAAGACGAGGAUGAUGAGGAGGACGGUGAUUUGGAUGAAAGAGCUGAUGGAGAUCACUGUGCAGCAGAGGAGGCGGAGCAAACAGCAGAGCCUUGUUCCUUCUCCCCUCAAGUUGAGGACCCUCUAAGGAAGAGCUGGCCUGCAGAGUCUCCAGAACGGCAAGAUCCAGAGGUCCACCAGCUCUCUCCAGCACACUCUGCACCCAACCAUGGAGAUAAUUGCUUUGAUCAUAGUAUGGGUUGGAAUCCUGAUAUGGACCUCAAAUCUCCCCACAGGACAUAUGGAGAGAUAGAGGCUGCUGUCUCCAAAAUAACCAGUCCUUAUUCGCAUUCAGACAGUGACAUGCAGCACAUGUCUGGACACCCCUCUGUCACUCCCCCUUACGCCACCUGGAAUAGGUGGCAUAAGGAGGACCCUGAGGACUUCGAUGAGCAGAAGGAGGCUGUGGCCGAUAUCCCUUCUCCAGAGAGGCCUGACACAGCUAUGGAUGGGGAACCCAACUAUUUAAACACCUCAUCAUCCUCCACUAGGCUGGAGUCUUUCUUCCAGGACUGCAACAAGCCUAACAUAGAGGAUAGUCACCAGAUGGAUACAGAGUCAGCAUGUAUAGAGCCGGACAGCAGACAGAGCACACACAGCUUCGGUGCUACCACUGAUGGCGACAUGGCUCCAGCUGUGGGCCCUGAACCAGUGGUGCCAUGGGCAGACCCAUUCUCUGCUGAUGCAGAUGAACUGGAUGACCUGGGACCAUUCUCCUUGCCUGACUUACCACUCCCAGACAAGUCAGAAGAAGCUGAGUCUCGAGACCCAGAACUAGCUGACCACAACAAGACUGUACCGACCCACAUUAGACAUACCAUCACAGACGUAGAUGACCCAGACAUAAUGGAGGUGGACCUACCAAGCCUAGCUAAGACUUCAUGCUCUACUGUAGACCUAGGGCUAGGCGAACCUACCGGACAAGACCUGGUUGUACCAUCACCACAUACCAACUUCCAGCAAGAGUUGGACCCUGAGCCUCAGAGUGUGCCAGUCAACAGCUCUCUGUCUCUCACACAACAACAGAGCAGCAUGUUGGAAAGAAAGGGACCUUACGGAGGACCUGAUGAGUCGGAUCCUAGUGUGUUGUAUUCGUCUGUGAAAUCAGAUGCCACUCAGCAACAUCACAUACAGAUCCACUCCCUCACUGAGUCUUUGCAGUUACCCCUGGAAUCAGUGUCUGCUGUCAAGUCAGAGGUGAGACCAGAGGAGAUGUCUGAGCCUGUAGCAGAAUCCAUAUCAUGCAGUCCUCUUCCUCAGCUCCCAGUGGCAGUCUCCCUCUCCAGCACAGUGGAACAAUCCGACACCCAGGAGGCCACUUCCAAGCAGACGCCGGUAACCCUGACCACAGUGUCCCCCACAUUAGAUAUCCCCAAGAAGGUGGAGGAAAUCCCUCAAAGGAUGACCCGUAAUCGCGCCAAGAACAAUCCUUCUGCUGCUGCUGUCCCUCCUACCUCCAGCAUAACUUCUUCUGCAACUGCCACCCCUGUAACAACCAGUCCAGCAGUGAGCAUUAACCCUAUUCCUACGAGAACUCAGACCCCCACCUCUGCCUCUACCUUCUCAGCUCUGAAGAAAGACAAAGAAUCUGUGCUUAGUGUCUCUUCUGCUGCAUCUAAUUCAACCCCAGCAGUGGCUGUAUCUACUUCUGUGACCACCUCUGCAUCAGUGGUUCUCAGUAAGACGACUAAAGGUCGUCCUCUUCCUAUGGACGAAGAGGAAUCUCAGACCCAGCACCCACGGAAGAGGAAAUUUCCACGUUCGGCUGGGCAGCAAGUCCAGGUCCAACUGGUGAACACAGCCAUGCAGCAGACCAGAGAAAUGAUUCAGCAGACUUUGGCUGUAGUAGUCAAUGCCAUCAAGCUGGACGAUAUUGAGCCUUACCACAGUGACCGUUCCAACCCUUACUUUGAGUACCUGCAGAUCAGGAAGAAGAUUGAGGAAAAGAGGAAGAUUCUGUGCUACAUCACCCCACAGGCCCCACAGUGUUAUGCCGAGUAUGUGACCUACACCGGCUCCUACCUGCUAGAUGGCAAGCCCCUCAGCAAGCUUCAUAUCCCUGUGAUUGCCCCACCUCCAUCGCUGUCAGAACCUCUGAAGGAGCUCUUCAGACAACAGGAGGCUGUGAGAGGGAAGCUCAGGUUGCAGCACAGCAUAGAACGGGAGAAGCUGAUUGUCUCAUGUGAGCAGGAAGUGUUAAGGGUCCACUGCAGAGCUGCCAGGACAAUAGCCAAUCAGGCUGUGCCGUUCAGCGCCUGCACCAUGCUUUUGGACUCUGAAGUAUACAACAUGCCAUCAGAGAGCCAGGGUGAUGAGAACAAAUCUGUGAGAGAUCGCUUCAACGCUCGUCAGUUCAUUUCCUGGAUCCAGGAUGUGGAUGAUAAAUAUGACCGCAUGAAGACAUGUUUAUUGAUGCGGCAACAGCACGAGGCAGCAGCCCUCAACGCAGUGCAAAGGAUGGAGUGGCAGUUGAAGGUCCAGGAGCUGGACCCAGCGGGGCAUAAGUCCCUCUGUGUCAACGAAGUGCCGUCCUUCUACGUGCCAAUGGUUGAUGUCAACGACGACUUUGUCCUGCUGCCUGCGUGACACAUCUGUGCUCACAGAUAGAGAGCAAACUUCGUCUGAAUUACUUCUUCUCAAAGAGACUUCGUUGAACAGAACGAAUGGAAAGGGCUAGCAAGUUUGAAAGAGGACUUUAGACAGGAAAAAAUAUUAUAUAGAAAAAGAGUACAGAUGGAAAAACUUGCUCUUGAUUCCCUUCCGUGAAGAAGGAAACCUGUUUUUACUGGGGAAAAAGAAAAUACACAACUUGCACUUUCAUCCUCAAAGUUUUUACUCUUUUGUUUGAUCAGAGCGCGAAAAGCAGAAACAGUUUUUGCUUUGAGGCUCUGACAUUGGGACACAACUCCUCAGUGCUCAGUUACAGUGAGACAGGGGACAGAGAUAUAUUUUCUGCGUUCGUUUUUGGUCCCUGCUUCAAUAGACCCACCACCACCACCACUGGGAGGAGGUUUCGGAGAGGAGCUCACCCAAAAGCGUGGUGCCUGUCCUGAGGGAGGACUUAGGAGAAGCCUCCCCUGUUGACCCAGGGCUCCUGGUGGGCCAGGAGAACUAGGCAGAGUGCAGCGCUGACCCAGAAGAUGUCAAUGGAGCUGUGGUGCAUCAUUUGGAUCUUCAGUGUGUAUCUAAAGCGAGACGGCUGGGACGGACAGACCGGGAAGCUAGAACCAGCCGCUGAUGGAUUUGGGGCUAUAAGACCAUAUACCCAGAGGACACCCUCUCUGUUCACACUGCACCAGGCCGAGCUAAACAAUUGUGCGACAGAGCCUGCAGCAGGUUGGAAUACAGCAGAGGGAUAUCGAUGUGUGUGUGCACGUCUGAGAGGAAGAGACUGAUCCUGCAGCCUCUCAGCCUUGCUAAACAGAAGAGGACAGGCACGGAUCCCUGAGGACAGACCGGAAUGUUCCUCAGCCACCCUGCUUGCUCCAACACAAACACAUCAGACCGCCAUGGACUGCAAAAACACCACAGGACAACCAGAAGAAACAAACAUAACGAAUGUUGAGAUUCAAAGAGACUAUUGAGAAAUUGUGGUUUUGGCAGGUGGAGAGAAAUAUUGUUUUUGUCUAUUUCUUUACUUGGGCAUUUCAUUGUUUCUGAGGAAGUGACUUGAAACACUACAGAGCCAAUAUUAGUUUAAUGGAAAAAAACAAAAGAAAACUGAAAAAAAGUUGUAUUCCGUAAAUUAUGUACAGUUUUUAUAUUCGUUAACCAAUGUAUUCUUGCUGCCUUCUAGAUAAUUUAUUUUGCCACACAUUACUGCACAGUUGUAAAUAACCUAUGUACUGUAAUAUCACUCAGUUAAGUGUAAAGAAAAAACAUAAAAGAAAUAAAAAUUAUCUUUUUAUGUACAGUUCACUUUUGGGCAGCACUUUCCCCCCUCAUAUCCAUGGGCCAAAAUGUGUACACGAUUCUGUCAGUAUUUGAAAGACUCCAGUGCACAGUUGUAUGAUCCCAUCACUAGAUUCAGUCCAGGGUAAGGUAAAGCAACUCACCUGGAUGUGGAUCACCACAACAAACACAGAAAUAGCUGACAGAGACCACUUCUGGAUUUAACCGGCCUCCCACAGGCCAACCACCAUUUAGUCCCUCAGAUGUAGCAGAAUAGUUGUUGAGGAUUUAUUUAAAGUAUAGACAGAGGAUUAUUAUUCAUUGCUUUACUACACAAUUAUAUCUGAAAAAUCUCGAACCAAGAAAAUGCCUUUUUCAGUGAAAAAAAAAAAAAUGUACUCAUUGUUGGGCAAAGUCGCAUAGAUAUAUAUGGGUGGGAUGAAAGUAAGAGAGAUGUCAUUCAUGAGCAAAAGCAUCACGUUAAUGUGUAAUAGUUUCAAAUUAAUUUUCCUUAUUUUUUUAAUUUACAAAAAUUGGACUGAAAUCAUUUCUAAUCAUCACAAAACAUCAUUGUGUAAAAUGUACAGGACACGGGUCUUUCAGCACCUCAUUUGUUUUUGCAUUAGUCAAACUGAAGAGUUGUAACUUUCAUGGACAUGUUUCAUUCCAUUCGGACUUUUUAACAUUGGUGUGUCGAGUCUGUCUGCUUCUCCGUUACUGGAGAGCAGCUUAUAUUUUCUAGGUGCUGUUCCAGCUUUACUCACUGGAUGGUGCCAGUGGUGUCAGAAAAAACUCAAGAACCUUAUUUGGCUUUGCACAAGACGCGUGGCCUUUCAAUUGAAUGGGUGUUUUUAAAUAUAUUUAAAUUUUAUUACAGCCCAUAGGGAGGUCAGAUCCCUCUUAGGAUUCCAACAUAAUAACAUCGGAAACAUUUAGCUCCAGUCACAUCAGCCUUUCUAAGUUUUAUCAAUGUUUAAUCUGCAAGGGGUUUGGCUAGUGUCGUCAGGGAUUUUAAAUGUUUAGGUUACUUCCUCAUAUUACUGUUGUGUGGUGGCAUUUGCCACAAUCAUGUUCUUGUGUCAGGCCCCAAGCAGACAGUUACAAGACUUAAAUCUUCUCAGAAUGAACUAAAAAGUGGACACGCAUUAACACAAACAGCAGAGGGGAAAGAAACAGCCUUUGCUGAGUCAAAUUUUUAUUGUCCUCAGUUUAAAAAAAAAAAAUCUCAUCAAAAUGGUGAUUUGUGAUGACUGGUAGUGAUUCUCAAUUUUCAGUGGGUCUUUUGAAAAGCUUUCCUGACCUACCACAUAGGCUGCCUGUCUGUGUGUGAGAGCUGCUCAUGUAUCCUGAUGGCAAUAUUAUCUGAAACAUUUAAGUGAUUUACACACUGUCAGUCAGCAUAGCUGUGUAUGGUAUGUCUAGUCAAGUGCAAUGGUUGUUGCUAUUACACUGUGCAGACAAGGUGGCUAGAUGUAUAGUUACACACACAUCCUGGUUGGUAUACAUACAUAUACAUACAUAUUUGGAUACAAAUAGCCAGAAAUUUUGUUUUUUUUAAACCCCCUGUUCGCCAUGUUUUUGUUUUUACUUUGUUGUUGGUUUCUUACACAGUUUUUGGGGAAGAGGUUUAGGGUGUCUUUUGUUCACAGAAUCCUUGUGUGUUUUUUAACUCGGUGUAUGUAGUUUUGAAUGUUGUUGUGUUUAUCUUUGGGGUUUUUGUUCCUGUAUAAAGCAUAAACACCAGUGGCAUGUCAAUCACGUUGCUUAUCGAGCAGAAUGUAUACCGUUACUAUGCCCUGACCGACCACACCCUCACUAUUGUUUACAAGACAUCAAAUGUGUUUCCGUUUCAUGUGUCACCUUUUUUUAAAAACAAAAAACAAACAAAAAAAGAAAAAAAAAAACGGUUUAAGCCCUUGCCUUUGUUUUUACUCCCGUAAUCAGUCAUUUAUUUGAACCACAAAGGCUUGAAAUGGUGAUGGUUGACACAAGACAGUCACGCAUUGAACAACUGACAGGCGAUUUCUCCCCCCCAGUCUGCAAUACACCGCUGCGCAGAGCAAUAGACUAAACACAUCCAUCCACAUUGAUUCUCCAGUGUGAAUAUUCAACAAGCAAAGAGUGAUUUCUGGAUAAAUUCAGUACAGACGACACACACAUCAGUCCUCAGAUGCACAGUAGAGCACUUGGCCGUGGUGAUACAGAUGCUAGCCUGACACCACCUCAGUCAGCAACAUAUUACCUCUACUCUCCUCACAUUCACUCAUAAUGUUUAUUUUAGAUUUGUUAUUUGUUGUUUUUUUUUUUUCUUACUGGACAUAAAUAUACAUAAUUGCUAUUUUUUCAUUAUAUAGAAUCACGAUUUCAAGCCUUUUUUUCUAGUUUUCUUUUGUUUUAUUUUUUAAUUAAAACCCAGACUGUAGCUGUUUCUUUGUUCCUUUUUUGUUUUAGAAUGGAAAAUGACUAAUAAAAAGCAUGGAGAACUACUCUUUAAAUGGUGAGAAAUAACCUAUUUAUUAUCUUUUUGUUUUUUCUGACACCUGUGGUAUGUUUUGAGUUGAAGUUGGUCUCCGCUGUGUAAAUUUUCCUCCGUGUAAUGCGUGAAAGAGACAUACUGUACAUAGCUCUGUAAAUAAAACCUCCCAGGACGUUUUGCACCCUCCUCUUUGUACUAGUCUGAAAAAUUGCGUAGAAUGUGGGGUUCUAACAGCAACGAGCUGCGUGCGCUCGCUGCAGGUGAUUAUGAUGUAACAAUGUAACAUUUUUUUAUUUGUACAAUGUAGUUUAUUUGUGUACAUAUUGUUGGAGCAGCUAAGGGGGGGGGAGGGGAUAUAUGGGGGGUUGUUGAUGCUAUCGUCAGUGCUGUAACAGAAAUCCAGUACUUUCACCUUUAGCUGUUGUUGAUUUCCUGCAAAAAAAGAAAAGGAAAAAAAAUCACAAAAAAAUAAAAAUGCGAGAAACUGAAAAUGAGGAUGGAUGGGAAAAAAAAGACUAAAACUGAAAAAAUUCUAAAUUGUUAUUUUCUACAGUUGCAUGUACAGAGAGCGCGAGAACUGCUGUUGUUCCUCAGAGAUUAUGUUCGUUAAUAAAAUUUUGAAAUAUUA
Messenger RNA from Thunnus maccoyii (southern bluefin tuna), 13948 nucleotides. RefSeq names its product ankyrin repeat domain 11 (gene ankrd11). Gene Ontology annotation, biological process: anatomical structure morphogenesis. Gene Ontology annotation, molecular function: protein binding. The transcript is spliced from 17 exons. Lineage: Eukaryota; Metazoa; Chordata; Actinopteri; Scombriformes; Scombridae. Bases 990 to 9539 code for a protein of 2849 amino acids. The record is from RefSeq and is a predicted model, not a curated record. Gene Ontology annotation, cellular component: nucleus.